UCGCCGGCGCCAUUUUGAGAGCCCGUUUCCUGUGUGGCGGAGCUGUCGAAUACUCGUGUGCACGAGCGAGCUGCUGCGGCUCCGUUCGUGCCUUUCGGGGACGCUUCUUCCGUUAGCUUAGCCUAGCUUAGCGUCUUACGCGGCGCUUCCCGAGACUCUGUCGUGAUCACUGACCGCCGCUUGUAGGCCACCAAAGGGAAGAGGACGGAUACGCCGAUUUAACGGUCAGACUAGGCAGUGGUGCAGGUGGAGGGUUCAGAAAGCAACAUGGCCACCCAGGCUGACCUGAUGGAACUAGACAUGGCCAUGGAGCCAGACCGCAAAGCAGCUGUCAACCACUGGCAGCAGUCGUACCUGGACUCCGGAAUCCACUCUGGGGCCACCACUACAGCACCUUCUCUGAGUGGCAAGGGAAACCCAGAGGAGGAUGAUGUGGACAACCAGGUUUUGUAUGGGUGGGAGGAAGGUUUCUCCCAGCCUUUCCAGCCGGACCAGGUGACUGACCUUGACGGGCAGUAUGCCAUGACGCGGGCUCAGAGGGUCCGUGCGGCCAUGUUUCCCGAGACCCUGGAUGAGGGCAUGCAAAUCCCAUCCACACAGUUCGACAGCGCUCACCCCACCAACGUACAGCGGCUGGCCGAGCCCUCGCAGAUGCUCAAGCAUGCCGUGGUCAACCUGAUCAACUACCAGGACGAUGCCGAGCUGGCCACCCGUGCCAUCCCAGAGCUCACCAAGCUGCUGAAUGACGAGGACCAGGUGGUGGUGAACAAGGCGGCGGUGAUGGUGCACCAGCUCUCAAAGAAGGAGGCCUCCCGGCACGCCAUCAUGCGCUCGCCCCAGAUGGUGUCGGCCAUCGUGCGCACCAUGCAGAACACAGGAGACGUAGAGACGGCACGCUGCACCGCCGGCACCCUGCACAACCUGUCGCACCACAGGGAGGGCCUGCUCGCCAUCUUUAAGUCUGGGGGCAUCCCGGCCCUCGUCAAGAUGCUGGGGUCCCCUGUGGACUCUGUCCUGUUCUAUGCCAUCACAACGCUUCACAACCUCCUGCUGCAUCAAGAGGGAGCAAAAAUGGCAGUGCGCUUGGCUGGGGGCCUGCAGAAGAUGGUGGCACUGCUCAACAAGACGAAUGUCAAGUUCCUCGCCAUCACCACCGACUGCCUCCAGAUCCUGGCAUAUGGGAACCAGGAGAGUAAGCUCAUCAUCCUGGCCAGCGGUGGCCCUCAGGCCCUUGUCAACAUCAUGCGAACCUACACCUAUGAGAAACUGCUGUGGACCACCAGCAGAGUGCUCAAAGUGCUUUCAGUCUGUUCCAGCAACAAGCCAGCCAUCGUCGAGGCUGGUGGCAUGCAGGCUCUUGGCCUGCACCUCACAGAUCCCAGCCAGCGUCUGGUCCAGAACUGCCUGUGGACCCUCAGAAACCUGUCCGACGCUGCAACCAAGCAGGAGGGCAUGGAGGGUUUGCUGGGGACGCUGGUCCAGCUCCUGGGUUCUGACGACAUCAAUGUGGUGACGUGUGCGGCUGGCAUCCUCUCCAACCUCACUUGCAACAAUUACAAGAACAAGAUGAUGGUGUGUCAAGUGGGGGGCAUCGAGGCACUGGUGCGCACCGUGCUCCGUGCCGGAGACCGGGAGGACAUCACGGAGCCUGCCGUCUGUGCCCUGCGCCACCUCACCAGCCGCCACCAGGAUGCAGAGAUGGCCCAGAAUGCAGUGCGGCUGCACUAUGGUCUGCCUGUGGUGGUGAAGCUGCUUCACCCACCCUCCCAUUGGCCGCUCAUUAAGGCAACUGUGGGGCUGAUCCGUAACCUGGCGCUGUGCCCGGCCAACCACGCGCCCCUCCGGGAGCAGGGCGCAAUCCCCCGCCUAGUGCAGCUGCUCGUGAGGGCGCACCAGGACACGCAGAGACGUACCUCCAUGGGUGGAACGCAGCAGCAGUUUGUGGAGGGUGUGCGGAUGGAGGAGAUUGUUGAGGGCUGCACUGGUGCCCUGCACAUCCUAGCCCGUGAUGUCCACAAUCGGAUUGUUAUCCGAGGCCUCAAUACCAUUCCACUCUUUGUCCAGCUGCUGUACUCGCCCAUUGAGAACAUCCAGAGGGUAGCAGCCGGUGUGCUGUGUGAGCUGGCCCAGGACAAGGAGGCGGCAGAGGCCAUCGAGGCAGAGGGUGCCACCGCCCCCCUAACGGAGCUGCUCCACUCCAGGAACGAGGGUGUAGCCACUUAUGCAGCCGCUGUGCUGUUCCGCAUGUCUGAGGAUAAACCCCAGGAUUACAAGAAGCGUCUGUCAGUGGAGCUCACCAGCUCCCUCUUCAGGACAGAGCCCAUGACCUGGAAUGAGACUGGGGAUCUCGGCUUGGACAUCAGCGCGCAAGGAGAGCCGCUCGGCUAUCGCCAGGAUGAUCCCAGCUACCGCUCUUUCCACUCUGGCUACGGUCAGGAUACCAUGGGCAUGGACCCCAUGAUGGACCACGACAUGGGCAGCCACCACCCUGGGCCGGAGUACCCAGUUGACGGGUUGCCCGACCUGGGGCACGCCCAGGACCUGAUCGAUGGCCUGCCCCCAAACGACAGCAAUCAGCUGGCCUGGUUUGAUACUGACCUGUAAAUAACUACUCCUUUUUAGCUGUUUCGUCUGAAUGAACCUGCGUUGUGAUUUGGCCUGUAGAGUUGCCGGAGGUCUCGGUGGUGGGGGUAGUAUCUCGGAAAGUGCCUGACACACUAACACAAGCUGAGUUUCCUAUGGGAACAAGUCGAAGUAAACUUUUUGUUCUGGUCCUUUUUGGCGAACGAGGUCAACGAAGAAGGAUGUUUCUGAGCGGACGCUGAAAGGAAGAAUGCACAAGGUGGAUCUUAAGGGUGGAAUUACAAAACUUAGCCUUUGCCUGUUUUUAUAUUUUUUAAAAUCACUCUUCAGUCUCUAUAAUGGUACUGAUGUAGCUUGCUUUAAACUAGCCUUAGUCCUUUUUCUUUUCACGGUAAUUUGUAUUAAGUCUCGUAGUGUUACGUUUAUAGUGGUGAUGCUCCAUCCAGUUUCUAAAUGAUCACGUAAUGGUGUAGAACACUAAUCAUUUCAGAUGUACUCUCAAAGUGUACCUAUAGCUUUUUUUUAUAAAAUCAAAGGGGAAAUGCAUUCUUAUGCUUACAUGAGUAUAGAAACUAUUCAGUGUCACAAUUGUUCCAAAGGGCGCAAUUGGGUGGGGGCCAGACUUUUCUUUUUUAAUUUUUUUUAUUUUAAAUGCUGUUCAAGGUAGUUUCAUGAAACAGUUGUAGCCUGCUGUGCUUACUUCAGAAACAUGGUUAUGACAUGGCUGAACAAUAAAAAUCCACUUAUUUCUG
Molecule: messenger RNA, 3335 nt
Organism: Brienomyrus brachyistius
Lineage: Eukaryota; Metazoa; Chordata; Actinopteri; Osteoglossiformes; Mormyridae
Product: catenin beta-1-like
Exons: 16
Coding region: 268-2604 (778 amino acids)
Biological process (GO): cell adhesion; positive regulation of transcription by RNA polymerase II
Cellular component (GO): catenin complex; adherens junction
Molecular function (GO): cadherin binding; alpha-catenin binding; protein phosphatase binding
Source: RefSeq, a predicted model, not a curated record